CGGCCCGCUACACCUUUGCUUGUGAUUGGCUGCGUGUUACCACCCGCCAGACUGCUCGCGAUUUUGUUUCUGUGUUUUUUUCGGCUCUUUUUUUUUCGGCUCACUCAGCUGCAGGUUCUGCUGGCAGCGGCUCGGACGGAGCGACGCCUCUCACAUCCCGCUGUGUCCGCGCGUCGCUGCCUCACUUGGACCGAACUCGUCCGGAUGCUCAGCUGUCCGCCGGAGCGCUGCUGUCAGGUUGACCAGAUGGACGGCCGGCAGGUGACGACCAUGGAGCUCAAGCCGUGCAUCGAGUAUCACGACCUGGAGGCUGCCGAGGCGCUCGUCAGCAUGAGCUUCUGGGGUCAAAGGUCGCAUAAACCUCGCCCACUGACCCCCACCUCCGACUCCUGUGACUCCAUCCAUCUCCACCCGGAGGGGGGGGACGCUCCCAAAGACCUGAUCGCUCUGUCCUCGCUGUGUAUGACUCCGCCUCACAGUCCGAGCUUCGCUGAGGCCUCCACCACCGCUGUCCUCACCACCACCUCCAGUCUGAGCCCCGCCUCCAGACCGGUCUUACCCCGCCCCAGCUCUGGCCCCGCCCUCCUCCGUGACUCCCACGCCGGCUCCGCCUCCCCCACCUCAGAGACCUCAGCACCGCCGCCUCAGACAGACGUGUCCUGCGUGGCUCCGCCCAGCAGGGCGAUGGCCACCAGCGUCAUCCGCCACACCGCCGACCGCCUCAGCAUUCCUCCUCCUGCGCCUCCCUCCACCAGCCAGCCAACAGAAACCUCCACGCCACCACAGACUCUUCCAGAGGAGAAGGACGGACCUCCUGCGUCUCCUGACAGCUCGUCCUCUCCUACAUCCUCAACGUCGCCUCCUCACUCCUCCCCACCGUCUUCCUCCUCCUCUUCCUCUACAGUCUCCUCGUCUCCAGUCCUCUGCCAGGUCUUUCCAGUUAGCAGUCGGACCGGGAUGAUCUCCGCCUUUGUCCAGGCGCCGGUUCAGGUGCAGACUCAGGGGGGCCCCAAGCCCAUCCUGCCCCAGUCUCCUUCCAGCUUUGCUCAGCCUCUGCUGGUGGGCUCUGCUGUGCCGCAGGGGACCGUGAUGUUCGUGGUUCCCCAGGCGUCCGUCUCCCAGGCACCACAAGGCCCACAGACUGUCAUGACGCUGGGCAACACAAAGCUCCUCCCCCUCGCCCCGGCUCCCGUUUACAUGCCGACUGGAGCGAGUGGCGGCGCCUCGCAAGCUGACUUCUCCCGCAGACGAAAUUAUGUCUGCAACUUCCCCGGCUGCAAGAAGACCUACUUCAAGAGUUCACACCUGAAGGCUCACUUGCGCACACACACAGGUGAAAAGCCGUUCAGCUGUCACUGGGAGGGCUGCGACAAAAAGUUUGCCCGCUCAGACGAGCUUUCCCGCCACCGCAGGACGCACACAGGAGAAAAAAAGUUUGUUUGCAACGUGUGCGACCGGCGCUUCAUGCGCAGCGACCACUUGACCAAACACGCCCGGCGGCACAUGACCACCAAGAGGGCAUCCUCGUGGCCCGCUGAAACCCGAGACCUCAACAAAGUGGCACUGCCCAAGGGCCAAAACAGAGGCUCUGCACUUCCUGUCGGCAUGCUGGUCUCCACAUCCAACUAACAGACUCAGUCAGCAGCCCACAGGGCCAACUCAGGACCCUGGCGAAGGGGGGGAGGGGGCAACUGCCACCCAGACACUUCCAGGUUAAACUGUGACUGGAUGUUUCAAUCAGCUCCACAUCAGGAGGAUCUUUUCUACUCUACAAAUCAGACUCUUCUGGUGAACUCCGGCUACGUUUACGUGAAGAACAGGGUGAUUAGAACAUGCUAACUCUGCUAACUGUGGCUCACUGUCUCCGUCUGCUUCCCCUCAAAACUCAACCAACACACAAGUAGAUCCUGCAGGCGGCGCUAGAGGAAAGGCCAUGUGUUUACAUCUGUCAAAAGGUUUUGUCUUCUGAUUCCGGCUCAGCUGUACUCUGAGCUGCAUGCUACCAUUAGCAUAUUGAUAUGACAAUGUUAACUACACACGUCAUUCACAGUAAACAUGAGUGUUAGCGAUUUAUUAAUUUUUAACAUUCAGAUGUUUAUCUAGUUAACAUGCUAACAUGUCAACUUUAACAUGCUAAUGUUAGCAUGUACAUAGUUGAAAGGCCUUUACACACCGAGGGCGAGACAAAUAAACUACACGAGAAUGAAAAAUACUUGUGAACGUGUUCACACCAGCAGCAACGAGAACUGUAGUGUUGAAAUGACGUGUAGAAAAUCUCACUCUGAAAUGUGGAGUUGAGUUUAAAAAGGCCACGUUAGGACCCAGGAUCAGCUUUUGGUUGCUGACGUAUCCUGGUGACAGGUUGUAAGUGAGCAAACCUUCCACGGUUACUUUGAUGAAAGUAAUCAGAGCAUCACCAGAAAUGAUUCCAGUCAUGUAGACGAAGCCGGAGCAGCCAGCGGAGCAGCUCAGGACAUUUUACUCCCACCAACCACAAACUCACCGACGGAGGAGGAGGAGGAGGAGGAGGAGGACAGGAAGGCGACCGGCUGCUACUCAUCCACGGACAGAAACCAACAAAAACCUGACAUUGCACUGGAUUUUUUGAAUCUUGCUUGUUUUUGUACUCUCUCCGUGUAUAAUCAUGUUUACUUCAUGUGUAAAUGUCAUGUUUAGCAAAAUGUAUGCACUCUUGUUAUUUUUUGCCAAAGCCUCUGUAUCGUGCUUCUAUUAUUAGCCUACUUCUGUUCAUCGUUUGUGACUGUAAAUAAUGUAAAUAUAUUAAUAUCUAUAUGAAUGUUACAUGUAUUCCGAUCUGCAUUUAUUGACAGUACGAGUUAUUGAUAUUUUUAAAAUGUCAGUGGACAGUAUUCCUCACUGUGAUACUACCUACUAUCUUUGCUUUAUACAUUAUUAUUAUUAUUAUUAUUAUUUAAUAAACAUUUGUUGAGGAAAAAGUGCUGUUUUUGAUAUCUUGAUUUGGCCCAUAGUGUAGCCAGUAAGAAAAUACCUCAUGUUAUUAAAUGUUAUUCUUAAUAAUAACGGCUUAUAUCGAAAUAAUCCCAUUUCUGAACAUUUGCCUGUAAGCGAUGCUGAAGAACAUGGCUUUUAUAAUAAAAAUGUACCACAAAAUAUAAA
Messenger RNA from Acanthopagrus latus (yellowfin seabream), 3138 nucleotides. It is a transcript of the gene klf11a, whose product is annotated as Kruppel-like factor 11a. Gene Ontology annotation, biological process: regulation of transcription by RNA polymerase II. Gene Ontology annotation, molecular function: DNA-binding transcription factor activity, RNA polymerase II-specific; RNA polymerase II cis-regulatory region sequence-specific DNA binding. The coding region runs from base 205 to 1629 and encodes 474 amino acids. The transcript is spliced from 4 exons. The record is from RefSeq and is a predicted model, not a curated record. Lineage: Eukaryota; Metazoa; Chordata; Actinopteri; Spariformes; Sparidae.